Phalaenopsis equestris is the source of this 1999-nucleotide messenger RNA. RefSeq names its product probable serine/threonine-protein kinase At4g35230. Gene Ontology annotation, molecular function: ATP binding; protein kinase activity; protein binding. Bases 148 to 1617 code for a protein of 489 amino acids. The transcript has 11 exons. Gene Ontology annotation, biological process: protein phosphorylation; brassinosteroid mediated signaling pathway. The record is from RefSeq and is a predicted model, not a curated record. NCBI's taxonomy places the organism in Eukaryota, Viridiplantae, Streptophyta, Magnoliopsida, Asparagales, Orchidaceae.
CGUCAUCCUGUCAGUUCCUCCCCCACACACCAAGCUGCUUUCCAGUUGCCCACUGGGUUCACUUUGUGCUCUGUCUUCCGCCGUCAUAGCCGACUUCGCCGUCGCCGACGAAGAAGGAAUUGGAUGGAAAUCUUGAGUUAGGGGGGAAUGGGCUGCCUGCAGUCAAAGACUAGCAACGUACAGUCGCCGGAAGAAGAGUCUCCUCCGGCGGAGAAGGAAGAUUCACGUGAGAAGGGAGAGCAGGAUCGGGUUCCGGUGUUCCGGGAGUUUAACUUAGCGGAGCUGCGGGCAGCGACGAAGGGGUUUAGCUCUGAGCUCAUCGUGUCGGAGAGUGGCGAGAAAGCGCCGAACGUUGUAUACCGGGGGAAACUUGAAGGCGGGAGGCUGGUCGCUGUCAAACGGUUCUCACGCCAAUCGUGGCCAGAUGCUCAACAGUUUGUGGUGGAGGCUGCUGGGGUGGGUAAGUUGAGGCACAAGAGGCUGGUUAACCUGAUCGGUUGCUGCGCAGAAGGGGAUGAGAGGCUACUUAUCGCCGAGUUCAUGCCAAAUGACACUCUUUCGAAGCAUCUUUUUCACUGGGACAAACAGCCUUUACCAUGGGAAAUGCGAGUGAGAGUUGCAUACUACAUCGCUCAAGCACUUGACCAUUGCAACAUUGAAAACCGGAAAAUAUAUCACGACCUGAAUGCUUAUAGGGUUCUGUUUGACGAGGAUGGUGAUCCUUGUUUGUCGAGCUUUGGUCUUAUGAAAAAUAGUAGAGAUGGAAAAAGCUAUAGUACAAACUUGGCUUAUACCCCGCCAGAGUUCUUACGAACAGGCAGGGUAAUUCCAGAGAGUGUAAUCUACAGUUAUGGAACUGUUUUAUUGGAUCUUUUGAGCGGGAAGCAUAUCCCUCCAAGUCAUGCAUUAGAUAUAAUAAGAGGGAAGAACAUUUUAAUGUUAAUGGACUCAUCCUUGGAGGGACAAUAUGCAAAUGAGGAUGCUACAAAACUAGUAGAACUUGCUUCAGAGUGCCUCCAGUUUGAAGCUAAGGAUCGACCAAAUUCCAAGUUUCUUCUUUCUGCAGUUGAGCCACUUCUGAAACAGAAAGAGGUUGCCUCACUUGUUUUGAUGGGCAUAUCGAAGGCCACUGUGGUAUUACCAACAUUGCUUUCUCCACUAGGAAAGGCUUGUGCAAGGAUGGACCUUGUUGCUGUGCAUGAUAUUUUACUUAAAGCAGGAUACAAAGAUGAUGAAGGUGCAGAAAAUGAGCUAUCAUUUCAAGAAUGGACCCAACAAGUACAGGAGAUGUUGAACACAAAGAAAUUUGGUGAUAUUGCUUUCAGAGACAAGGAUUUCAAAAGUGCGAUCGAGUACUAUUCAAAGCUGGUAGUGAUGAUGUCAGUGCCUUCUGCAACUGUUUUUGCAAGGCGAGCUCUUUCGUAUCUGAUGAAUGGGCAACCAGAGCUUGCACUUCGAGAUGCCAUGCAAGCACAAGUUUGCUUACCUGAAUGGCCAACUGCCUUUUACCUUCAAGCACUGGCCCUCUCAAAACUAGGCAUGGAAACUGAUGCCCAGGAUAUGCUCAAUGAUGGUGCUGCCUUCGAAGCUAAGAAGCAAAAUAACUGGCGAGGUUAAGUGUAUCUUUUAAAAAAAAAGUCUCCCAUCACUCAUCAUUUCUCCUUGUUCCUGUUAAUGCUUCCAAUGGAUGUUGCCCAAGCAGAAUUAUUUUUCAGUUGGAUGAGCGAAUUUAAUCCCACUGUGGAAGAUGGAGAUGGAUGAUGUGAGUGAUGAUGACCAAAUAAAUGUAUAGUAUCUUCGGGAGAAAUAAUUUUGUAUGUUAUUGUGUUGAUCAGGAAUUCAUCUACUUGCAUGCUAACCCUAUUCUUUCUUAGAUGUGAGAAAGCUGGAGAUUUGAGAUGAAGGAAUGGGGAUUGGCGUGAAUCCUCAACUUAUUUUGUAUUAGUUGUCACCAUAUCUAUGAACAGAUGAUUAGCAUUCAAAUUGCUAAAGUUAUGUG